Molecule: messenger RNA, 2105 nt
Organism: Brassicogethes aeneus
Lineage: Eukaryota; Metazoa; Arthropoda; Insecta; Coleoptera; Nitidulidae
Source: the annotation of a GenBank genome assembly
UUGGGCUGUCAGAGUUCUAAGAGUCUAAUACUAGACAUUGCUAUCUUUUCUUGAGUACUUUCUAAGCAUGUAUACAAAGUUGAUCGUAAAAUUUAAGGAGAGUGGUUUUGUAAACAACGUGUUUCUUAUAUCUACAAAUAUUUCUUUUGUGUUACAUACUCCGUGCGUAAGAAAAAAACCCACGAACUAGAUUGAAUUUAGUGCUUUAUUAUUAAAAUACCUCAUAUUUUCUUAAGCAGCUGUCGCCUUGGCGGGAGUCUUAAGCCAGGUCAAUUUGUGAUAUUAGUGAUAGUGACUUUAGCGUUUAAGAAGUAAUUUUAGAUAGAUAUACAUAGAUUUAUAAAUAUGAUUGAAAUAAAAACUGAGAUAAAAGCGGAAGAGAUCGAUAUAAACGAUAUAAAAUCGGAGUACAUGUUGGAGACGCCGCGCGACAUGUUUGCCCCGCAGAACACGGAGCCGCCCCUGCUUUCCGACGACAUCUGGAACAAGUUCGAGCUGGACUUCCCCGAACUGACCGACAUGGACGACAUCUUCAAGGAACUGGAUACCGGCAUCAGCGAGAACUCGCUCUUCAAUUUGCUCAACGACUGCGAGAUCCGCAACCACGAUUGCAUGUGGGCGGGCCACUGCGGCAGCAAGGAGCACCCAGCCGAUGAGCCUAGGCUCCUCCAAACGAUCGUGCCCAUAGUGCCCCCGGUGGUGCACAAAAACCUCGUCAAACCUCCAAACCCACAGAGUCUGCUGAAGCCGCGAGUUAACCUCCAAAACACGGCCGCGGUGUUGCCGCAGCAGCAGGUCAGCCUGAUGCACACCCCUCAAACCCCCCCCAUGAGCGACGACGAGGAGGGUAAGAGCAAGAAAAACGACCUGGUGAAGAUAUUGCAGGACACCAUCUCCGAGAUCGAUUUACCCGACGUCGACGAUGAAGACAUCGAAGAGCUCCUCGAUCUCGACGAUGAAGAAGACGAAGAAGAAGAAGAAGAACAGCAGAAAGUCGCCAAGGAGCAGAAAUACGCCGCCUCCUAUGCCGCCAACGACCACAGUUAUCACAAGGAGAAGAACAGUUACGUCCUAGACACACCCUCAGAUUCAGAAGAGGAAGAGAUCGACGUCGUGUCGGUGGAGAAAUCCUUCAGCAGGAUGGCGAGCUCCUUGCCCACCAACCCGUCCACCAGAGACAGGCAACAGUUGCAGAGACGGAUGGCGACCGCCAUAUCCAGAAAACGGAUACCAACGAACAGCGGCACCAUCAAGACCUUGAUGCCGCUGAACAAAAAAGCGCAAGCGAGCGAAUCGGGCAGCUCUAGCUCGAGCUCCACCACGACGGCCAAAAGACGCGUGCAAGAGAAUAGAGGCGUGAAAAGAACGAAGCAGUACAGGAUGCCAGCGAGCACUUCGCCGUACAAGAAGCGGCAGGUUUACGGCAGCAGCGAUAGCGAGCCUGAGCCCUCCGAGAAGAGGAGCCUGCACAACAACAUGGAAAGGCAGCGCAGGAUAGACCUGCGCAACGCGUUCGAGGACUUGAGGAUGCUGGUGCCAGAGGUGAGCAAGAAGGAGCGCGCCGCCAAGGUGGUGAUCCUGCGGGAGGCCGCGCAGUACUGCGACGGGCUCGGCAGGGUGUCGCAGAACUACAGCAGGCAGUGCGACGAGCUCAAGAGGCAGCAGGAGUGGCUCAGGCAGAGGGUGUCGCAGCUGCGGCGCAACCUGGCCGCCAAGCGGUAAACUCUUAGUCAUUUUUCGAUUUUUGGUCCUUCCGACGCGGAUUUCAUUUCGCGUUCAAUCGAAUUUGUUCAUAACAUUAACUGUGAUUUAUUAUUGAGUUAGAUUUAGAAUAUUAUUUUCUUUUGUGUUAUAUAUUUGUUUUUUAGUGAUUAAGGUUUAUUUCAAAUUGGAAUUUCUUUAUAAUUUAACGUCAAAUACUUUAAAUGGUUCGAGUUUUGUGAUUACCAGCGAAAGGAUUCCUCGCAACGUGAAUUUUUUUUAGUAAAGUACUCAACACUCUCAAUAUAAAUGGUGUUUAAGUGAUCCGUUCGAGGAAUUUUUACUCGCUACUAUUAUGUGAUAAGAUUUUAAAUUUCGUUUUCAUUUUAAUUUGUUUCGUUUUC